AUGACAGGAGCAUCAAAAGAAGUGACAGUACAACAGCAACUUACACCGCUCGGUAAUGCAGUAGCUGGCUCUUUGGGAGCCUUAUUAGCUCUGACUAUAACAUAUCCUUUGGAUAUUAUAAAAACAAGACUCCAAGUACAAUCAAAAAAUAUAUCAAGGGCACUAUCACAUCAUGAAUAUUACGAUUCAACAUUAGAUGCAAUAAUAAAAAUCACAUCGAAAGAAGGAAUAUUUGGAUUGUAUGCAGGUUUGCCAGCCGGGUUGAUUGGAGUAGCAUCAACUAAUUUUGCAUAUUUCUACUGGUAUUCAUUCCUACGUACAAAGUAUCAAGUAGCCAAAGGCACCACAUCAUUAUCAACAAUGUCCGAGUUAUUAGUGGGAGCAUUAGCAGGAGCCUUGGCACAAAUUUUCACAAUACCAGUUUCGGUUAUAACUACUAGACAACAAACCACCAAUUCCAAAGAACGUAAAGAUCUGAUAGGAACAGCCAAAGAAAUAAUUGGCGAGGAUGGUGUCAAGGGACUGUGGAAAGGAUUGAAACCAUCAUUAAUUUUGUGUGUUAACCCAGCGAUAACUUAUGGAGCUUUUGAAAGAUUUAAAGAUAUAUUGUCGAAACGAUUGAAUACUAGUACUUUAUCACCUGGUAUUGUUUUUUGGCAUAAAAGAAUUGAUUAUAAUAUUGUGAAAUAUAAUGGAGCAAUUGAUGUAUUAAAAAAAGUAUUAGAAACUGAUGGCAUCUUGGGUUGGUACAGGGGAAUGCAAGCUCAAAUUUCAAAAGCUGUUUUAUCACAAGCUUUAUUGUUUUAUGUAAAAGAGUAUACUACAAGAUAUACAAUAUUAUUAUUUGCGUUAAUUUCCAGAUUAAUAGCAAAACGAAGAAGUAUCAAAAAUUAA
This is a messenger RNA of Entrophospora sp. SA101, 894 nucleotides long. NCBI's taxonomy places the organism in Eukaryota, Fungi, Glomeromycota, Glomeromycetes, Entrophosporales, Entrophosporaceae. The record is from the annotation of a GenBank genome assembly.